This is a messenger RNA of Symbiodinium natans, 2109 nucleotides long. The record is from the annotation of a GenBank genome assembly. NCBI's taxonomy places the organism in Eukaryota, Dinophyceae, Suessiales, Symbiodiniaceae.
AUGGUAGGUGUCAGCAAGCUCUGCACAGCAUUGGAGAGCAAUACCUCCCUUUGCUCCCUGGCGCUGGCUGGGAACGAGGCGGACGAUGAUGUCAUCGCCGGCGUGGAGGCGCUGGCGGCAGAUGUCGCCACGCGGCGCGAAAGGCAGCCCGCGCAGGCGCGCGUCACUUUCGCGGCGCUGCCCGCGGCAGGUGCUGGUGGUGGCGGCGGGUCGAGCUCUGAGGGCAGCAGCCCAGCGAGCUCCGCCUCCUCCUCGCCCUCGCCCUCGCCCUCGCCCUCGCACCGUGCGCAGGAGCCGAGGCGAGAAGGGCCGCCGCUACCAAGCCCCACUGUGCGUGGGGCCCCUGAGGAAGAGCAUCUGGACGACAUGGUGCAGCUGGUGGAUAACUUUGUCCAGCGCUUCAUGCAGCCUUCGGACGGCCAGGGCUCGAAAGCAGAGCCGAAGGCGACGGCCCAGGUGCGCCUGAAGCCUUUGGUGGUCGGCCCAGCAGUGCGCAGAGGCGCGAAGUCCUGUGAUGCAGGCAUCAUCUUCGCCCUGCUGGCCCCCAUCAUCGCAGAGAAGGGAACGGAACUGGAUGCCCAGCUGCUUCAGGGGCCCUCUUUUUGGGAGCAUCAGGAGGACUCUUUGCUGGAGGCCCUGGGCCAGGAGAUCGACAGCGAGGACUGCAGCCUGCUCAACGACGGCCCAAGCUGCCAGGCCUCCGCGUUCCUGCAGACGGGCGCGGCCCUUCACUGGUCGGAGUCGCCGCAGCUCCGGGCCGAGCUGCGCCGCGAGGAGCACGAGGACUCGGCCUUGUCCUUCCUGCAGGAGGAGACGGUCAUGGAGACCGCUGUCGGGGAGGUGCACCGCAGCAAUGUGGCCGAAGAGGUGGCCGAGUCACGGAGCCAGAAAGUGGGGGAGGUGCAUGCCGAUCGGUCACAGCUGCGGCAGUGGCAGGAGGACGGCGUGGAGGUGUAUUCCAUGUCACAGGCUGCCCCCUCCGUCAGCAGCUUCGCCUCCGAAGCAAAGGAGGCCUUGCACAGUCUAGGAGUUCACCCAGUGAAGGGCAUGAAGGGCAUCACCGGCUUCUCCGUUCUCUGGGUUCUUCUGCUGGUUGUCAUCAGCAUGACCUCCAUGGCCGCAAUGCUCUACUGGGGUCCUUGGAAGCUUGAUGAACAAGGCCCUCAGUGGCUGCCGGAAGCCUUGUCACAGGACCUUGUGGCACGCGAGGCGAAGGACACGAAGGCUGCCAAGGCACCAGAGUUAGAGGAGGGCGACUGUCCAGCCCAUGCCGAGCCAAAGAGCGAGCUUGGGAGCCGAGAGCAGCAACAGGAGCAGGAUCAGCAGGUGCAGGACCGCUUCGAGCAGCUGGUGCGGGAGGCGGCCGUGUGCGGUGAGGCGAAUUUGGAGCAGGUCCUUCCCUCCGCUGCAGGCUACGACUGCGCUCUCUCCAAGCCGGUGAGCAGCGGACGCCCCGUGAAGCUGCUCUGCCGCAUCGAGGGGCCUCUGCCCGGUGGCCCGCCCCCCCUGGGCCUGCUCCGAGCACCGCUGAGCCAGCGCAGCUGCGUCUGCUUCACGGCCGUGGCCGAGGGCGCCGCGCCUCGGAAGGCUGCCGAGGGCGUGGACUUCCAAGUCUCUCUGGUUGGCGCGCCCUGGAUCCGCAUCGAUGUGCAGGGACACGAGGUGAAGCUUUUGGACACGCCGGAGAACGCCUACACACCCUACCAAGCCUUCGGCGACCUCCCCAAACACUGGAAGAAUUUUGUGUCCCCAGAGCGUGACUCCAAACUCUUUGGCCUGCCCCAGUCGCUACAGCCACCGCAGCCACCCGCCUCCGCACACCUGGAGGGGCAGCCUUUUCGCUUCCGCGAGGACGUUCUCCAGGUGGGUUCCGAGGUGGUGCUCUGUGGCGAGCUGAUCCGGGACUCAAGUGGCCGAAUCUUCCUCCAGCCUUGGCAGUGGGCUGCACCCGACGGCUCUGACUCUUGGCGCACCUCCUGGGAACUGGAUGGAUGCGUGGACCUGAGGCCUCAUGUCCUGGCCACCACGGACAGUGCCUUGAUGGAGAGCCAAGAGGCGCCACCAGUGGCAGCAAGCUACUUUGACGAGUUUGCGGUGAUGGUCCCUUGA